AUGAGUCCCCGCUGGUGCCUGCGUUCACUGCGCCUCCUGGUCUUCGCCGUUUUCUCGGCCGCCGCGAGCAACUGGCUGUACCUGGCCAAGCUGUCGUCGGUGGGAAGCAUCUCCGAGGAGGAGACCUGCGAGAAGCUCAAGGGCCUGAUCCAGAGGCAAGUGCAGAUGUGCAAGCGGAACCUGGAGGUGAUGGACUCGGUGCGCCGCGGCGCCCAGCUCGCCAUUGAGGAGUGCCAGUACCAGUUCCGGAACCGGCGCUGGAACUGCUCCACGCUCGACUCGCUGCCGGUCUUCGGCAAGGUGGUGACGCAAGGGACUCGGGAGGCGGCCUUCGUGUACGCCAUCUCUUCGGCAGGUGUGGCUUUUGCGGUGACGCGGGCGUGCAGCAGCGGGGAGCUGGAGAAGUGCGGCUGUGACCGGACUGUACACGGGGUCAGCCCGCAGGGCUUCCAGUGGUCAGGAUGCUCGGAUAACAUCGCCUAUGGGGUGGCCUUCUCCCAGUCAUUCGUGGACGUCCGAGAGAGGAGCAAGGGGGCCUCAUCCAGCCGGGCCCUCAUGAACCUCCACAACAAUGAGGCCGGCAGGAAGGCCAUCCUGACACACAUGCGGGUGGAGUGCAAGUGCCACGGGGUGUCGGGCUCCUGCGAGGUAAAGACGUGCUGGCGAGCCGUGCCGCCCUUCCGCCAGGUGGGCCACGCCCUGAAGGAGAAGUUCGACGGCGCCACGGAGGUGGAGCCCCGCCGCGUGGGCUCCUCCAGGGCCCUGGUGCCGCGCAACGCGCAGUUCAAGCCGCACACGGAUGAGGACCUGGUGUACCUGGAACCCAGCCCGGACUUCUGCGAGCAGGACGUGCGCAGCGGCGUGCUGGGCACACGGGGCCGCACGUGCAACAAGACGUCCAAGGCCAUCGACGGCUGCGAGCUGCUGUGCUGCGGCCGGGGCUUCCACACGGCCCAGGUAGAGCUGGCCGAGCGCUGCAGCUGCAAGUUCCACUGGUGCUGCUUCGUCAAAUGCCGGCAGUGCCAGCGGCUGGUGGAGCUGCACACGUGCCGGUGA
Molecule: messenger RNA, 1056 nt
Organism: Budorcas taxicolor (takin)
Lineage: Eukaryota; Metazoa; Chordata; Mammalia; Artiodactyla; Bovidae
Gene: WNT4
Product: Wnt family member 4
Exons: 5
Coding region: 1-1056 (351 amino acids)
Biological process (GO): multicellular organism development; cell fate commitment; neuron differentiation
Cellular component (GO): extracellular region
Molecular function (GO): frizzled binding; cytokine activity
Source: RefSeq, a predicted model, not a curated record